GAGGCCCGCGCGCGGGGCCGGCUGUUCUGCCGCUUCUUUCUGGCGGGCCGGGUGCGGCCAUGGAGGGCGAGCCGCCUCCUGUGGAGGAGCGGCGGCGGCUGCAGCAGGAGCUUAGCGAGUUCGUGGAGAGCUGCUGCCGGACGCUGGAGGAGGUGACGGCGUCCCUGGGCUGGAGCCUGGAUCGGCUGGACCCCGGGGAGGAGGGGGCGGCGGAGGAUGACGUUGUGAUAUGCCCCUAUGAUUCCAAUCAUCACAUGCCUAAAUCAUCUUUAGCAAAGCACAUGGUAUCUUGUAGAUUGAGGAAACUGGGCUAUACCAAAGAAGAAGAGGAUAAAAUGUAUAAUUCUGAUUUUUUCUAUGAGAAUGUGAAGAUACCUUCAAUUACUUUGAAUAAGGACUCACAAUUCCAGAUAAUUAAACAAGCUAGAACUGCAGUUGGAAAAGAGGGUGAUUGUUAUAAUCAAAGGAUUUAUUCUUCAUUACCUGUUGAAGUUCCUCUGAAUCACAAACGGUUUGUUUGUGAUCUAACACAAGCUGAUCGUCUUGCCCUCUAUGAUUUUGUAAUGGAGGAGACGAAGAAAAAGCGCUCGGAUUCUCAAAUUAUUGAAAAUGACAGUGAUCUCUUUGUAGACUUGGCUGCCAAAGUCAAUCAAGAUAAUAGUCGAAAAAGUCCAAAGUCUUACCUUGAAAUCCUAGCAGAAGUGAGAGAUUAUAAAAGAAGACGCCAGUCCUAUAGAGCUAAGAAUGUUCACAUAACCAAGAAAUCAUAUACUGAGGUGAUACGGGAUGUCAUAAAUGUGCACAUGGAAGAACUCAGUAGUCAUUGGCAGGAAGAACAGGAAAGACCAGAGGAUGAUGCUGAAAAGAAUGAAGAAAGGCGAUCGGCUUCAGUAGAUUCACGGCAGUCUGGUGGAAGCUAUUUGGAUGCUGAGUGUUCACGACAUAGAAGGGAUCGGAGUAGGAGUCCACAUAAAAGAAAAAGAAAUAAAGAUAAGGAUAAAAACUGGGACUCAAGAAGAAGGAAAGAGAGGGAUGGGGAAAGACACCAUAGUCAUAAAAGAAGAAAGCAAAAAAUAUAAAUGAGCAACAUCGUGAUUCUUGGAUACCCAGGAUAAAGACUCCAAGGUGGGUUCCAAAGAGAAAUGAAACUUUAAUUAUUUCAAUAAGUGACUGAUAAUGACACAAAGGUUGACUGGAUUUAGAUCAGAUUGGCUGUUAGGCUUCAGGUAUGAGAAACAACUCUCAGAUUUAUAAGUUGGAAAUCAACUGUUCACUUGCCAAUUUGAAGUCUCACUACUGCUGUUGUACUUCAUUUCUAAAUAUAUAAAAUUCAGAUUUAAAAAUCUUAAGGAUUUUGGCAUUAUAAUGUUGAACCAUGUAAAAUUGCUGCUUUUGUGGGUCAAAACCAUUUGAAUCACGCAAUUUUAUAUAUUGUAACUUAAUUUAUCAUUUUGUUUUUCAAUAUGAUUUCAUUGAUUUUGCUGAGUGGAAGAAACUGAAGAGUAAGAUUGAAAGGCAUACUUGGGUUUCUGGUAGAAGAGAGAAAUAAGUGGAAAGGGGGAUUGGGGAAAAGUAGGAUAGUAUGGAAAAAUGUAACCAGAGUGCCCGUUUUUGCAGCACAUAUGCUAAAAUUGAAAUAAUACAGAGAAUAAUACAGAGAAGAUUAGUAUGGUUUCUGGGCAAGAAUGACACGUAAAAUGUAACCAGGGUUCUUUACAGAUUUUUAAUAUCAACUACUGCGAACUAUCCAUUAAAAUAUAGAUGUAGAUGAUAAGAGGCUUUGUUUGAUCCUUGCAUGUUUUAAUUUUCCAUGCUUGCCUCUUUGUGUUUCAGACUCCUUCACUGGAUUAUGGCUCCUUGAGAGCAGGUUUUACAUUUUUAUCAAUAUAACCCCCCCCAGUGGUUGUCAAUUUAUUAUCUUAAAUUUUGACAGAAGCA
Messenger RNA from Felis catus (domestic cat), 1938 nucleotides. It is a transcript of the gene SNRNP48, whose product is annotated as small nuclear ribonucleoprotein U11/U12 subunit 48. Gene Ontology annotation, cellular component: cytosol; U12-type spliceosomal complex; nucleoplasm. Bases 60 to 1079 code for a protein of 339 amino acids. NCBI's taxonomy places the organism in Eukaryota, Metazoa, Chordata, Mammalia, Carnivora, Felidae. The record is from RefSeq and is a predicted model, not a curated record. The transcript is spliced from 10 exons.